AUGAGACUUUCCAAAAGUAUCAAGUCCUUAGCGCGGCGCUGGCCUCACCUCCACAAUCUGCUGUUUGAGGAUGUCCCGGAUACCCGAUUGGACAUAUUGAUCGGCAGUGAUGUACCCGGGGCGCAUUGGGUUUUGGACCAAAGGGUAGGAGGACGUAGAGAUCCGUACACUGUGCGCACGAUUUUCGAUUGGAUACUCUGCGGGCCGCUUGGUCAUGAUGGUAAUUACUCAGCCUUGAUCAACUUCAUCUCGCGGCCAGAUAAUCCCAUAGGAGACUACCUGGAGCGUCUUUACAACCACGAGUUUGGCGACAUAGCAGACGACCGGGUAUUUAUGUCGAGGGAAGACCGGGCAUACCUGGCUGUCGUCACCGAAACGGCACGACACAACGGAGCCCAGUUUGAAGUUCCGUCACCCUGGCGAACGGAAUCCAAUCGACUGCCCGAUAAUUGA
Messenger RNA from Echinostoma caproni, 453 nucleotides. NCBI's taxonomy places the organism in Eukaryota, Metazoa, Platyhelminthes, Trematoda, Plagiorchiida, Echinostomatidae. The record is from the annotation of a GenBank genome assembly.